UAUAUAUUUUUUUCUUUUUACAGAAAGCUUAACGUUAGAAACAAGACAAUUCUUUCAGUACAGAGCAUUCACGCUGUGUCCUGCUCCCUGCUCAGCGCUAUCCCUUUUUUUUUUUUUCUGUCAGCAUGACGCGGACGAAUCCCUCCCGGGGCUGAGGGGCGAGUAUAUAAAGGGAGCUGACAUCAGCAAACACACAGAGAGCUGAGGAAUCUCAGCCUCAUCUGUGAUUCUAUCCGCUUUUCGGCUGCGCAAAAAAAAAAAGAAAAAAAAGAAGAAGCGCCAUGGGAAGCAUUUCCACUGGAGCCCCGACCGCCUCCGCUACUGUGCGGCACCAGCUCAAAUGUGCCGAAAAAGAAACGCGCCUGCAGGAAAACAAUGACGAACAGUGCUCUGGUCUCUCCAAGGUCUGGUUGGCGUACAAACACGCGUCGCAGCAGCUGAGUUCGUCCGGAAUCAAAGCGGGCUUAGGUCUACUUAAAGUAGCCACGUCUCAGUGGAAACAGGAGAAGAAGACAGGCGGCGCAAAGAGCAGCCAUCCCGCCAAGAGAUCCUCGCUGGAUCAGCUGACAGCUUUAGUCUUUCCCGGCCCGACCCGUCGCAGCGGUCUGGAGCACCGACAGGACCCGCUUUACCUCACCAAGCCGCAGAACUGUAAACGCAUCGUAGUUCUCGGUGCGCCACGGGUUGGUAAGACGGCCAUCCUCAGAAGAUACCUCCGGGACGGGUUUGUGGAGGAGUACAGUCCGACCUCUGAGGAUUUCCUUAGGAAGUUGUUUUGCAUCCGCGGGGAGACCUACCAAAUAGACAUCCUGGACGCUUCCAGGGAGAGGGAUUUCCCGGCCAAGCGGCGUCUCUCCAUUCUCACUGGAGAUAUUUUCCUACUCGUCUUCAGCCUCGACGACAAGAGCUCUUUCGAGGAGGUGUGCAACCUGCGAGAGGAGAUUUUGGCCGCUAAAUCCAAACUCACCAAGUCCUCGGUGCCGGGGCACUGCGCACAGCCGCGGGUCCCGCUUGUGGUCUGCGCCAACAAAGCGGACCUUGACUCCCAGAGAGGGAUUUCACGCGCAGAAGUGCUCAAAGCACUCGGGGGUGACUGCACGUACUUUGAAACAUCUGCGAAGGACAGCACCAACCUCGACAAAGUCUUUGAGACUCUGGCGAAGCGGGGCGGCCUUCCGACGGAAACGGGUCCGUUUCAGCACCGCAAAGUGUCCCUCCGCUCGUACCAGGCCAUGCGGACGGACCGGGCGGCGUGGAAGGGAGGAAGGGUGGCGAGGCGCGAUGACCCCUGCGGCACCCUGUACCCGCUGGCCCGUCGACCGAGCUUCACCACUGAUCUUAGGCAGAUCCUUGGGCCACGUAAGGGGACAAAACCGGGCCAAGGACUGGAGAAAUGUCAAAUUCAGUAACGGACUGAGAGCGAUUGAAACAACGCAUGAGCACUUUUAUUCUCGAAGAAAUGUCAAUAAAUCAUUUGACUUUGAUUUUUAAAAUAAAUAUAUCAAUUAUUUUUUAAUAAAAUAAAGCGUGUUU
Poecilia latipinna (sailfin molly) is the source of this 1533-nucleotide messenger RNA. RefSeq names its product RASD family member 2b (gene rasd2b). The transcript has 2 exons. The record is from RefSeq and is a predicted model, not a curated record. Lineage: Eukaryota; Metazoa; Chordata; Actinopteri; Cyprinodontiformes; Poeciliidae. Gene Ontology annotation, biological process: signal transduction. Gene Ontology annotation, molecular function: GTPase activity; G-protein beta-subunit binding; GTP binding. Bases 282 to 1409 code for a protein of 375 amino acids.